Messenger RNA from Solanum verrucosum, 1540 nucleotides. RefSeq names its product protein NODULATION SIGNALING PATHWAY 2-like. Lineage: Eukaryota; Viridiplantae; Streptophyta; Magnoliopsida; Solanales; Solanaceae. The record is from RefSeq and is a predicted model, not a curated record. The coding region runs from base 26 to 1534 and encodes 502 amino acids. The transcript has a single exon. Gene Ontology annotation, biological process: regulation of DNA-templated transcription. Gene Ontology annotation, molecular function: DNA-binding transcription factor activity; sequence-specific DNA binding. Gene Ontology annotation, cellular component: nucleus.
CCUUGUAAGAAAAAGCAUCAAGAAGAUGAUUCAAUCAGAGAUUCUUCACAACUCAUGGUCUUCAACUAACCAAAUUCAUCCUUUUUAUGAAUAUCAAAAUCAUGGUGUUUCUAAUUAUUCUUCACUUAACUCCAAAGAUCAAGAUUCCUCUGAAAUUUCCUUCUCAGAUUUCACUUCCCUUUUCUCUGAUGACGUUCUUACUGAUCUUCCCAUGGAUGAUAUGGAGUUUGUUGAUGUCUCCCGAUGGUUAAACGAUAGUGAAAGUGAAGGAAAUGAAAAUAUGAAAAAAGAUGGAGAUUCAUGUAGUCCUGAACUUUCAAGCAUAUCCAUUGAUACCUCAACGACAAUACAAUCAAGAAACGAUGUUGUUUCACAUGUACUUCAAGGAAAUAGUAGAGAAAUGGAUAACCAAAUGAGAAUUCAUCAUUUAUUGUCAGUUUAUGGAGAGGCAAUGGAAAAUGGUCACAAGGAACUAGCAGAAGUGAUCAUAAGAAGCAUAAAGGGGAAAAUAAAUCCUUUAGGUGAAUCGUUGGAAUGCGUUGCUUCAAACUUAUUCCAGCAAACAGAAGAGGAUCAAGGAAGUUAUUUGAGACAAGAAUCAAACAAGAUUAUUGAAGCAGCAUUCAAGGCCUUGUACCAAAUUUUCCCAUUAGGGAAAUUUGCUCAUUUGGCUGCUAACUCAGCAAUUGUAGAAGCUAUGCCUGAUGAUGCACAAAUCAUUCACAUAGUAGAUUAUGACAUGGGAAAAGGGAUUCAAUGGCCUCCAAUUAUUGAAGUCAUGAGCCAAAAAAGAAAGAUUUUGAGAUUAACAUCCAUAAAGAAAACAGAGGAAGAAUCAACAAGUGAUCAUUGGAGAUUUGAGGAGACAAAAAGAAGACUUCUUGAUUAUGCAAAUCCUUUUGGCCUAACAUUACUAGUUGAGGAGAUGACAUUUGAAGAAUUGGCAAGUGAAUUGAGAAGAAUGAAGAAAAGGGGUAAAAGGAGUGAAUGGUUGGUUUUCAACUGUAUGUUUCAAUUCCCUCACAUGGGGAAAAGAAUGCGUAGAAUCGACGCGUUGGAGUUUCUAAAACUAGCUAAGGAAUUGUUAUUAGCUAAUUCUUCAACACACAGAGGACUUGUUACUUUUGGUGAUGGAGAAGCAAUGGACAAUAGUCAUCAAAACACAAACUAUACUUUUUCUUCAUACUUUAACAAGAAUUUUAUACAUUACCAAUCGAUUUUCGAGUCAUUGGAAUUGUAUUUUCCAUCUCAUCUUGCACAAGCUAGACUUGCUAUGGAAUCCCUUUUUCUAGCACCUCAAGUGUGCUCAUUUUCUUGGUUUCAAAACUGGGAAGAGAUGACAAGUGUUUCUGAUUCUUGUAGUGAAAUAGGGUUGCAAGGUAUGAGAAUAAGCAAAGAAAACUUAUUACAAGCCAAAGAAGUGGUGAAUGAAAGAGAAACUCCAUUUAAGGUGAGGAUUGAAGAAGAAAGACAGCAUGAGAUGGUCUUGGAAUGGAAAGGCAUAUCUGUGGUGAGAGUUUCUACUUGGAUGUAGAACAAG